AUGACACAGUUUAUAUUCAAACCUGCUCACUUUCGCUGUGUUCUGCAGACGCGCUGGCUCUUAAGCGAGCAUCGAACACAAAAACUGCUGUGCUCAGACAGAAGGUAUUCCACUGGAGGAGAUAAUACCCCGAAAAUAUACACCAAAACUGGAGACAAAGGUUUCUCCAGCACAUUUACAGGUGAAAGGAGGCCAAAGGAGGAUCAUAUUUUCGAAGCUUUAGGAAAUACAGAUGAACUGUCAUCAGCCAUAGGGUUGGCCAGAGAAUUUUGCCUUGACAAAGGUCACACAUUCACUUAUCAGCUGGACAAGAUACAGUGCAUUCUGCAAGAUGUGGGUUCCAAUGUUGCCACCCCUCGAUCAUCUGCACGAGACAGCCACAUAAAGAGGACUAAAUUUACCGUGCAGCCGAUUGCAGACCUGGAAACCUGGAUAGAUGCAUUUACAGAGGAGCUCCCUCCACUGACCAACUUCAUUUUACCAUCUGGUGGGAAAAGUAGUGCAGCUUUGCAUUUGGCUCGGACAGUCUGUCGAAGGGCAGAGCGCAGUGUUGCUCCAAUUGUGCGCUCGGGUGAGGCAGACCCAGAGGUUGCCAAGUUCCUGAACAGGCUGAGCGACUACCUGUUUACAGUUGCCAGAUAUGCAGCUAUGAAGGAAGACAAAGAGGAAACAAUCUACAAGAGGCCUGAAUAA
Molecule: messenger RNA, 693 nt
Organism: Menidia menidia (Atlantic silverside)
Lineage: Eukaryota; Metazoa; Chordata; Actinopteri; Atheriniformes; Atherinopsidae
Source: the annotation of a GenBank genome assembly